This is a messenger RNA of Solanum stenotomum, 1777 nucleotides long. RefSeq lists its product as uncharacterized. NCBI's taxonomy places the organism in Eukaryota, Viridiplantae, Streptophyta, Magnoliopsida, Solanales, Solanaceae. The record is from RefSeq and is a predicted model, not a curated record. Gene Ontology annotation, molecular function: oxidoreductase activity. The transcript is spliced from 9 exons. Gene Ontology annotation, cellular component: cytoplasm. Bases 120 to 1478 code for a protein of 452 amino acids.
GAAAGCUCAAAUGAAUUAUCCGUUUCCAUAUAACCCGAAUUUCGGGUUAACGGGUUUUGCUUAAACCUUAGCGACUUGCAAAACCAGACACCAUUACCAAUACCUCUACAGGUUCUUCAAUGGCGCUUGUAAUCCAAAACCCAUUUCUAUUUUCUACAAAAUUAUCACAAAGUCGUGGCCUUUUACACUAUUUUCCCAAAAGAGUGUCUUUUUCUUCUUCAUUCUUAUCUAUCAGAUGUUUUUCUGCUGUUUCACAAAAGCCCCUCAGAUAUGCUGUUCUUGGUGCUGGAUUUGCUGGAUUGUCUGUGGCUUGGCAUUUGUUGCAACAAAGUUCAGAGGAAUCAAAUUUUUGCAUAGACAUAUACGAUGAAGUUGGCAUUGGUGGAGGUGCAUCUGGAAUGUCUGGUGGACUCCUUCAUCCCUAUUCCCCCAAAGUUAAGCUUCUGUGGCGGGGAGAAGAGUGCUGGAAAGAAAGUUUAAAGCUUCUAAAUGUUGCUGAAGAUGCUCGAUCUUCCAAGUCCUUAGACAUGGUUAUGCCCAAAACUGGCCUAAAAGAAGGCGACUUUAUAGUCAGGAGAAGCGGACUCGUGAGACCAGUGCUCUCUGUGAAGAAUAUGCACAUGAUGAAUGAUAAUACUCAAAACUGCAUUGCCAGCUGCAGAAUUGAGUCGAUUCACAAGGAUGCUGCACAGAAGCUUGUACCUGAUUUGUGUGUGCCCCUGGACUUAGCCUUCCAUAUGCCUGAAGCCGUGAAUGUUAAUCCUCAGAAUUAUCUUGAGGCUCUCUACUUAGCAUGCAAAACUUUUGUGAAAUCCAAGUGCAGUUUGGGCAUUUCAUGUAAAGAGUUAAAUUUGCACAAGGAAUCAGUUCUUAAUCUUCUAGAAUUAGCAGGUGAUUAUGAUGCAGUGAUCGUAUGUCUAGGUUCUGGAGCAGCCUUUCUUCCUGAACUCUCUGGAAGGCUUCCUUUGAGAACGUGUAGGGGUGUUAUUGCUCACUUGCAGCUCCCUGAUCACAUCAGAGAGGAUUAUCCAGAAAACAGCCCCUCUAUACUUUCAGAUGCAUGGCUUGCUGUCCAAGGACCUCAAACAUUGUAUUUGGGGUCAACAUGGGAAUGGAAAUCGAGGAAUUUUUCAAGACACGUUCCCCAAGAAGAAGCCUCCAAAGCUCUUGCAGAGUUACUACCGAAGGCAUCUGCUGUAUAUCCAGCUAUAAAGAAUUGGACCAUAAAAGGAACAUGUGCAGGGCUAAGGGCAAUGCCGCCACUCACUGCAGAAGGAUCACUUCCACUCUUGGGUUGUGUAGAUGAAUUCAUUGGCGGCCCAACAGAAUGUAAGUACUGGUUAUUUACAGGGCUUGGUUCCAGGGGUUUGUUCUACCAUGCUUUGCUUGGAAAACUGAUGGCACAGGCUGUUCUUUCAUGUAAUGAAGACUUGAUCCCUUCUGAAUUAACAUCAUGGAAGCAUCGAGUGAAGCAAUAAAAGAGGAUGCCAAAUCUUAUUAUUAUUUUCAAUAAUAUUAGACUGGCACGGGCUCUUGAUAAAACGACAUGGAUAGUGAUGAUUCAUAUAGUCGAUCCCAACUUGCUUAGGAUUGAGGCUUAGUAGUUGUUGUAUAGAAGUAGUUUAGCAGUCUCCGACGUGUUCACUUCCUUUCUGGAGGGAAAUGAUAGUCUUGUUCGACUUUAACGACAAAACGUUGACGUUGUGUAUUAGUGUAAAUCAGGUUCUAAUUUUGGAACCUAGACAUUUGAUUAACAGGCCAUGUUUCUGUAGUUUUA